UGGUGGUGGCUGAAGUGACCCAGCCCUCUCUGGGUGUGGGCUACGAGCUGGGUCGAGUCGUGGACAUGAAGAAGAAGGUGUUGUGUCUGUUUAGACCCUCCUCAGGACGAAGACUGUCUGCCAUGAUUCGAGGAGCUGCAGACGGUAAAUGUUUCAUGGUGAAAGAUUACAACGAGGAGGACGUGGAGAAAGUUCUGGAACAGUUCUUCAGCAGCUUGAGUCGGACCUGAACAGAACCUGAAGAACCAACAUGUGACCAAUCAGAAGGCUCCAUGGACAUCACCUGACAGGCUUUUAUUGUGGAGGGCUGUGGGUCUUUUCUUUCUCACAGGAAGUCUUUGUAACUUUGAACUAAAUAAAACUUUUUUCAGAGUUU
Messenger RNA from Austrofundulus limnaeus, 376 nucleotides. RefSeq names its product 2'-deoxynucleoside 5'-phosphate N-hydrolase 1 (gene dnph1). NCBI's taxonomy places the organism in Eukaryota, Metazoa, Chordata, Actinopteri, Cyprinodontiformes, Rivulidae. The record is from RefSeq and is a predicted model, not a curated record. Gene Ontology annotation, biological process: deoxyribonucleoside monophosphate catabolic process. Gene Ontology annotation, cellular component: nucleus. Gene Ontology annotation, molecular function: 5-hydroxymethyl-dUMP N-hydrolase activity.